AACAAACAAGAUCCCUGCGACUACACAGCACGACAGAGACACUGGCUGCCAUUUCGCCACUGGAUUUUUGGCUUGUGCAGAUUUUUUUGACGACUCUCAUGUGGAGGCAGCAGUAUCAAACACAAGCCAAGACCCUUUCAUUCUAGCCACAGAGACAAGGAGGACGUUGGUAGCAGAGCCAGUACACCAGACAGUGUCGAGUGUGGCUUGUGAGUUAGGACAAGCCAUGGAAACACCACCACAACCAGCGUGUGAGCCAGGUCAUGUCGCAGAUAAAUGUGCUCAAGUGCGGAUACUGGCCCACGACGAAGCAUCACAGGCAGAUGAAAAGAAACUUCUGUCAACAAGUGCCACACAAACAGAGCCUCGAGCUUUUUCUUCAGGUUCCACAUCUUUUGCGUCUCUGCGACAGUCUUCGUCAUUGGUGCCUGUACAACGACGACUACUUUCCUGCCAACAGUGCACCUAUACGACACAUAAUAAGUCGCAUAUGACCAGACACUUUCGGAUACACAUAGGCCAACGCCCCUUCCAAUACCACAUGAGCAGUGCUGCCUUCUCUCAGGACUCCAAGCUGGUGGCUCAUGUGCGCACACACACAGGAGUGCUCCAGUUUUCCUGUCUCCACUGCGAUGCAUCGUUUUCUCAGAAAGAUGGUCUCAGUGUCCACAUACAGACUCACGCAGGAGGUCGUCCCUUUUCAUGUGUCCACUGCAGUGCAUCCUUUUCGCAGAAACGGGCUCUCGUGAGACACAUUCGCACGCACACAAGAAAGCACCCUUUUUCCUGUGUUCACUGUGACGCAUCCUUCGCGCAAAAAGCAGACUUGAUUCGCCACACGCGCACUCACACAGGAGAACGUCCAUUUUCCUGUGCCCACUGCAAUGCAUCCUUCUCGCAGAAAUGGAAUCUUGUGAGACACAUUCGCACGCACACAGGAGAGCACCCCUUUUCCUGUGUUCACUGCGAUGCAUCCUUCGCGCAAAAAACAGACUUGAUUCGCCACACGCGCACUCACACAGGAGAACGUCCAUUUUCUUGUGUCCACUGCAAUGCGUCCUUUUUGCAGAAAUUCAACCUCGUGAGACACAUUCGCACACACACAGGAGAGCAGCCUUUUUCCUGUGUGCAUUGUGAUGCAUCCUUUGCGCAGAAGAAGAGCCUUGUGAGACACACCUUAGCGCACCACAAAGGAGAGCGACCCUUUUCCUGUGAUCAUUGCAAUGCGAUGUUUGUGUUCAAAAGUGAUGUCGUGGCACACAUGCGCAUUCACACAAAAGAACGUCCUUUCUCCUGUGUCCUCUGCAAUGCAUCCUUUAAGCAGAAGAAGAAUCUCUUGAGACAUGCCCGCUUGCAUGCAAAAGACCUUUGACUUGUGUGCAAUUUAGUGUGUCGUAGGUGACAAUAUAUGACCUCUUGUUCAGGACAGGCGCUCUCUCACAUGUAAGCGAAAGCUCCAUUUUGAGAUUGUCUAAAACAUCAUUGGUAUGGUUACGGGAAGAUUUAUUCACUGACAGCGGGUCUUGCUAAAGCCUUAAAGAGCGCACCGUCAUGCAGGCCAACAGGGGAAGCUCGAGAGUCCAACCCACAACAACAACCUUGUCAUCUUUCUCCUUUUGGGUGCCGUUUCAGCUGUGCCGGAGCGACAGUUCCAUACACGUAUCAUCACCCUGGCCGGUACGGCUCCAUCUCGGUGCCUGUUAAACGAACGAGUCAGCGGUGCAGGGCUUGAGACGAGAAUUGUGGACUACUUGCAUUCUGGGUGCAGCAGCCAAUGAGUUUGCCGUCGCAACAAUCUUUUAGGUCACAGGUGUGACCUGACGAAGGACUCGGUAGGGCCCAGCGUAUCGUGAUAGUAGUUUCUCGCAGAGGCCAACACGUCGGGAUGGGAGCCACAGGAGAACCACAGAUCCCGCAUAAAAAACAGCAUCCUUAUGUCGACGGUCGUAAAGAGACUUUUGUGCUGUCUGCGACGAUAACGGAGCGCGGGCUACCGUGUGUGCCGUGAGGGCACAGGGGAUGGCAUCCUGAGCGUUUGAAGUGGAGGAAGAGUGGUCUGAUGAAAGCAGUGUGUCGAAGGGCAGUAAGGGAUGACGUCCAAAGAGUAGAUGAAAUGGGGAGUAGCCCGCUGUUUCAUGACGCGACGAGUUAUAGGUGAAGGUGACGAACGGCAGAGCUAUGUCUCAAUCAGUGUGGUCUAUAGGUACGUACAUAGAAAGCAUCUCUGUCAAUGUGCGGUUUAGGCGCUCCGUAAAGGCGUUAGUCUAAGGGUGGUAAGAUGUGGGGAAGUUGUGACAGGUAGCACAAGAUCGAAGUAGGUCAUCCACCACACGAGAUAGAAAGUAGUGACCAUGGUCCGUGAGCAGGUGAGUAGGGCCCUUAAGUGUCGACAGCCAGCAAUGCGCAUAAUGGUCCGUGAUGACUGCGAACGAACGUCCGUCUAAGUACGGAUGGAAUUUCGCAAUGGCCAAAACGAGGGCUAAGCAUUCCCGCUCAGUGAUGGAAUAAUUUUUUUCCGUUGCGACAGAAGCCGACUAGCGUAGGCUAUCACAUGGUUGGUGCCAUUCUGUAUCUGAGUGAAUACAGCACCAAUGCCAUGGCCUCUUGCAUCAAUGCGAAGCUCGGUUCGAGCGGCUGGAUGAAAAUCAGCCAACACAGGUGGUGAUGUGAGGGCAGUAAUCAGCGACGCGAAGGAAUUUUCUUGGUCCUUCCCUCAAGAAAAGGCCACAUUCUUUUUGAGGAGAUCCGUGAGGGGCCUAGCAAUAUCCGCGAAGUUGAAGACAAAGCGGCGGAAGUACGAGCAGAACCCAAUAAAACUGUGAACUUCUUGUGUGGAACGCGGAACCGGGAAUUCUCGAACUUCACGAAGUUUGGCAGGUUCGGGUGUAACACUAGUUGUGUCAACCAGGUGGCCGAGUAGUUUAAUCUGCUGGCGUCCAAGUGCGCAUUACGAUGAAUUCACUUGGAAAUCAGCGCAACGAAAAUCGUCAAGAAUUGCCAAGAGACGAGACAGGUGGCUUUCAAAGGAGGGCGAGAAAACUAUUGCAUCAUCCAGAUGACAAAGGCAGGUUGACCAUUUGAAACUGCGGAGAAGAGAGUCCAUCAUACGUUCAAAAGUAGCCGGGGCAUCGCACAACCCAAAAGGCAUGACCUUGAAUUGAUAAAGGCCGUCAGGUGUGAUGAAUGCUGUCUUCUUGGGGUCGCGGUCGUCGACCGAAAUUUCCCAGUAUCCAAAUCGAUGGUCUAGGGACGAGAAAUAGUUGGCGCCGUGGAGGCAGUCGAGCGCAUCAUCGAUUCAGUGUAGGGGAUAAACGUCCUUUUUGGUGAUCCGAUUCAGAUGGCGAUAGUCAACGCAAAAGCACCAGGUGUUGUCCUUCUUUUUAACUAAGACCACAGGGGAUGCCCAAAAACUCGAUCAAGGCUCAAUGACGUCUUUGCUGAGCAUUUUCUUGACCUUCCUCUGUAUAACUUGGCGCUCAGCAUGUGACACGAGGUAAGGGCGUUUGUGGAGUAGACUGGCAUCGCCGUUGUCGAUGCGGUGGGCUACGGCACUUGUGCAAUCCAGGGGACGGUCGUCGAUGUCAAAGAUAUCCAGGUAAGAAAAUAGAACAACCCAGAGCGCUGCAACUUGGGAAGGUAAGAGGUCGCCAGGUAUCAUUUUGUCGAGGAGCGCCUUGUAUUGCGGGGUGAUGACAGGUUUCGCCACGGUUUUAGUGUCAGGGGGAAAGAACAAAUCGAACAUUCAUCCAGGGCAGAAAGAUCGGCUAAAGUGAUGCCUUGGGGAAGAACUUGGGUCAACGUAGAGGAGUUCAGAACAGGAAGUAGCGCAACAACCACCGGUGCACAUAUCAGUAUCACCAGUAGUGCUCUAUUAAUCGAUACAUUUAGGAAAGCGUAGCACACACUGUGCGCCACCAGGGGGACAUUCUGGAAUGAGUCUGAUCACGUCAAGAGUCCCGAGUGCAAUACUCAUAAGUAGUCAAACUAAUAAUCUAAAAUGACACAUGCAUUAUGAAUGUACUAAAACACUGCUUGUGCAUUUUUGUUCUAUUCAUUGAAGAAAAGACUUGUCACCACCUUGGAGAACGGGGCGGAUGUUUUAAGUGUUAAGUUUUUGCCGUGCUGCGUUUCACUUACGUCGCGCCUCAGUGAUGGUUUGGGCUUGGGUAUUGGCGUCCCAAGGGUAUUUUCAUUAUUGUCAACUGCUGCAUACGUCUUGCCAACUCUUGAGAUUUGGUGUGUGCCACUUGACCAAGGAGAGAGGCAGUAGCAUAGUUGAUGUCCUUUCACUGGGUGCCAUGUAUGGAAGUCCUACGUGCGAAGUAGAUUAAUGGUUUACAUUUGUCACAGUAAGAUUCAAACAAAAAGAGAAAUGUUUAUAUGCUCCCUGAAUUUUCAUGGAGAGAAUUGGGGAGAAAGUGUGACGUGUCUUUUGGAACCUGCCACCCAGAUCAAAGCUUCCCCGUAGCGCAUUUCCGCCGGUCUUGUAAAAAUACCACGUGCCUGUGCAAAAUAAAUGGAAGAACUGGAAAAUGAUUCAAUGGUUUCAGAAAAGUAGAAGUGUAAUGAUAGCAAUGGCUCUCUGGCGUUCUCAUGGUUGUUUUGAUGAACACUCUCUCUCUACACCUCAUGGCCAAAUAAACGUUCAAACAUGUUCUGUGCUACACAAAGUGAAAAAAAAAACACCCUGCAUAGUGGCGAAGACUAGUGUGUGCCCGUGUAUUCGUAGAAGUGAAUAAAACAUUGUCCUAUCAAUA
Messenger RNA from Rhipicephalus microplus (southern cattle tick), 4757 nucleotides. RefSeq lists its product as uncharacterized. The record is from RefSeq and is a predicted model, not a curated record. Gene Ontology annotation, cellular component: nucleus. Gene Ontology annotation, molecular function: DNA-binding transcription factor activity, RNA polymerase II-specific; RNA polymerase II transcription regulatory region sequence-specific DNA binding. Gene Ontology annotation, biological process: embryo development; regulation of transcription by RNA polymerase II. Lineage: Eukaryota; Metazoa; Arthropoda; Arachnida; Ixodida; Ixodidae.